Messenger RNA from Juglans microcarpa x Juglans regia, 916 nucleotides. RefSeq names its product non-specific lipid transfer protein GPI-anchored 5-like. Gene Ontology annotation, molecular function: lipid binding. NCBI's taxonomy places the organism in Eukaryota, Viridiplantae, Streptophyta, Magnoliopsida, Fagales, Juglandaceae. The record is from RefSeq and is a predicted model, not a curated record. The transcript has 3 exons. Gene Ontology annotation, biological process: lipid transport. The coding region runs from base 188 to 742 and encodes 184 amino acids.
AUAGCUUGUUUAGUUUACCAAACACACCGCAAUUGGAAAUGAUGGGCAUGUAUAAAUCAGUCCCCUGCACUGAUCAUGUACUCAAAGCCAUGCAACUCAAAACUACAACCUAACCAACAAUUUUACAUCGCCACUAGGCUUCUGAGACACACUCAACCAAAGCUAUUCAGCCACUUUCCAUCAUUCCAUGGCCUUAAGAGGGAUUGACAUGGCUCUAGCCGUGGUCCUAGUUAGCAUUCUAUCUGCAAGAGCUGCUGCUCAAUCAGGUUGUAACAGUGUGCUCGUUGGCUUGGCUCCAUGCCUCAAAUAUAUCACAGGAAGCUCCUCAACCCCAUCUUCUUCCUGCUGCUCACAACUUGCUAGUGCCGUACAAUCCCAGCCACAAUGCCUUUGCACGGCGCUUAAUGGUGGUGGCGCAUCAUUGGGUAUAACAAUCAACCAGACGCUUGCUCUUGCGCUCCCAGGUGCUUGCAAUGUGCAAACUCCGCCCGUCAGCCAGUGCAAUGCUGCUAAUGGACCUGCACCAUCCCCUGUCGCUUCCCCACUAAGUUCGCCGGAAGGUGUACCUAAUGACUCAUCAGAUCAAACUCCAAACCCUGCAACUAGCUCAUCAGAACCAGGACCUGGAUCUAAAUCAGUUCCAACAACAGUCACGGGUUCUUCCAAUGGUGCUAUUGUAAUGAAUCUCGAGAUGCCCCUUCAGCUCGCCCUCCUUUUCCUCUUCAUUGCUACGUAUAAUUAAAUUUUCUGCAGCUUCUGAGUUUUCUUUGGGAGUUUUUGGGGGCUGUAACUACUAUUUGAGGUUUUGUUUUGUGUCUUGCAUCAAUGUAAUAUCUUCUGUAAAAUUUUUAUUUUUCGCUUACUAUAAUGUAUGACUGUUCUUCUUAUCGAAAAUAAUGUAUAAGUGUUCUUCUUA